Molecule: messenger RNA, 468 nt
Organism: Microthlaspi erraticum
Lineage: Eukaryota; Viridiplantae; Streptophyta; Magnoliopsida; Brassicales; Brassicaceae
Source: the annotation of a GenBank genome assembly
AUGAAAGUCCAUGCUUUACCCAGUCAAGGCAACAACAUCUUGAUCCAUCACCACCCGACCCGAGAACCCGGAAAGAAGCUCCGACGGCUCCCGCAUAUCUUCAGCCGCGUCUUAGAGCUUCCUCUGAGUUCAGACGCUGACGUGUCGGUCGAAGAGAGGUUGGACUGUUUCAGGUUCGUCGCGGAAACUGACGGAGGAGGUGUGAAAGCUUACGUGGUGGAGAUCCAUCCCGGAGUGACAAAGAUUCUGGUGAGAACGAACGGGUCUUCGUCUCUGGGUUUGUCGCUCGAUGAGCUUGACCUUGACGUGUGGCGUUUCAGGCUACCGGAAUCUACAAGGCUUGAUCUCGUGACUGUGGAUUGCGACGGCGACGGAGAAUUGAUCGUCACUGUGCCUAAGAUUGAAGACGACGGUAGAGAUUUCCCAGAAAGUAUAGGCACUAGUAACAGGAUCGUGCUUGUACAGUAA